Molecule: messenger RNA, 557 nt
Organism: Echinops telfairi (small Madagascar hedgehog)
Lineage: Eukaryota; Metazoa; Chordata; Mammalia; Afrosoricida; Tenrecidae
Gene: SYCE1L
Product: synaptonemal complex central element protein 1 like
Exons: 5
Coding region: 6-554 (182 amino acids)
Biological process (GO): synaptonemal complex assembly
Cellular component (GO): synaptonemal complex
Source: RefSeq, a predicted model, not a curated record
ACUGCAUGGAGCACACUUCUGGCCCUGGCCCCCAGAUGGCUCAGAGCGACAAACAGCGCAGGCUGGGGUUGGAGGUGGAAGAGCAGCUGGUGGAGCUGAUGGGCCGGCACAGGGACCUCUGGGAGUUCCACAUACUGGAACAGCGGCUGGGCCGGGAGAUCGUGGCUCUGGAGCGCAGCCACGCGCAGCUGCUCACUGAGGAGAUGCUGGUGCGGGUGAAGUUGGAGGAGGUGGCCCAUCAGCUGUGCUCGCCACCUGAUGUCGGGACCCCCCAGGCAGGGAGGUGGAAGGACAAGCUGGAGAUGCCUGAGGGGCAGGUCCCCACCCCAGCCCAGGAUGCCCCAGAGGAAGAGGGUGGCAACGAAGAUGUAGGGAGAAGGGAGACUGAGGGGGGUGGACUGACCCUGGGAGGACCCUGGAAGGGGUCUGUGGGGCAGGAUCUCUGUGCCCAGGCAGGAGACCAGGCUUCAGAGUGGCCUGCCCCCUCCCCUCAGGCUGGCUCCCAUCCUCCCUGGGCUGCACCCACCCAGGAUCUCGAGAAAGAGCCCCCCUAGGAU